Spathaspora passalidarum NRRL Y-27907 is the source of this 1501-nucleotide messenger RNA. It is a transcript of the gene SAM37, whose product is annotated as SAM complex subunit. Gene Ontology annotation, biological process: mitochondrion organization. NCBI's taxonomy places the organism in Eukaryota, Fungi, Ascomycota, Pichiomycetes, Serinales, Debaryomycetaceae. Gene Ontology annotation, cellular component: SAM complex. The coding region runs from base 34 to 1059 and encodes 341 amino acids. The record is from RefSeq and is a predicted model, not a curated record. The transcript has a single exon.
AGCUCUUGUACGACGUGAUUGACUGAUACGAAAAUGUUACAACUUCAUGUAUGGGGAGUGGAUGGUGAGAUAUCAUUAAUAUCACCAGAAUGUCUUGCAUCAGCAUGGCUAUUAAGUUUAGUGUUUCCUAAAAACGACUUUGAAAUUGUAACUUCCUCUAAUACCAACAUAUCCGAUAUAAAUAAAUUACCUGUUUUAAUCACCGACGACAAGAAAUUGAAUGGGUUUAGUGAAAUAGUUGAUUUUAUUGAUGGAAAUAAAUUUGCGAAUGAGCUGGGAUAUUGGUCUAGUAGGGCUAGUUCACCCAGGGAGAAGUUGAUUCAUAGCUGUUUACUAAACCUUGUUGAAACAAGGGUUGACGUUAUCAAUCAGUAUAAUUUAUAUUCAAACACAAAAAACUACGAGAAAUACACGAGAAAGCUUUUUCAAAAUUACUUUCCUUUCCCAAUGAUGUACAAUCAACCAUUAAAGUUUCAUAAUAAUGCCGUGGCUCAAGUUAAAUUACUUGGGUUGAGCAAGAACAAAACAUCAUUCUUUGACUUUACCACCACGUUCCAAGAGGAAGUUGCGGAAACUGAAUACUUCAAUAGUGAAUUGAGUGAUGAUGAGGAUGAAGAGGAGAAGGAAGUUGCAUUGAGCUCGUUACAUGAAAAACAAUUGAUAGCGAAAUCAAAGACAAAAGCUGCAUUACUUGAAUCCAAGAAUUCUUUAAGAUGUUUGGUAUUGUUGAAUCAUUAUUUACAAGAGUUUAUCAAGACAUUUAAGCUUUUACAAAAUGAAAAUGAGAAUGCAUUUGGAUACUUGUUUGGUGGUUCUCCGUCUGCUUGUGAACUCUUGUUGUAUGCCUACCUUCACAGUUUAAGUAGUGAAAAAUUACCUGAUCGAUUUGUACUGAGUUAUUUGGACUUGAAACAUGAAAAGUUGGUUUCAUUUUCUAAGGAGCAAAUUAACAAUUUACAAAAGAGUUUAUCCAACAGCAGCUUCAGACCACCACAAGGGGCGGAAAUUCCUAGUUUGUUUAACGAAGUAGGGUACUUGCUUGGGUCAAUCAAAUACUAGAUUACCCGGCUGUGAAAAAUCUCCGAUCGAAAAACACUGAAAAUUUUCCAAGGUAUUUUCAACCCAGAUUUGACACAUUCUUUCUUUACAUUGUAAAUAGAAACUACCAUAUAUACAAAUAAAUAUACGCGUGGUAUUAAUUAGAUAUGUAGAACAGUAGUUUUGGCAAUCUCAGCAUAGUUUCAUUUAUACUUUAGCACUGUGUAUUAAAUGAUGGAAUUUUCUUGCCAUAGAACAACCUAGUUUACCUCGAUUAAGUAUCUAUACGUCUAGAUCAAUGGACAUUAGAGUUUACUACUUAAUUGAUUGAAACUUACACUGUAAACAUUUCAUCUGUCCACUUUUAUAAAUUUGCAAUGACCUUCGGUGUGAACGGUCAUAUGUUCAACGGUUAGAAAACGAAAAAAUCCCGCGAUGUGUGACAUCACACACGUCGGACAUU